This is a messenger RNA of Cooperia oncophora, 144 nucleotides long. The record is from the annotation of a GenBank genome assembly. NCBI's taxonomy places the organism in Eukaryota, Metazoa, Nematoda, Chromadorea, Rhabditida, Trichostrongylidae.
AUGAUCGUUCUUGUCUAUGUUGUUGAGGAAUGGGAAGAUGCAACUCUGAGUUGGGAUCCAACGAAUUUCUCCGGUCUUCGAGUCACUUGGUUACCGGAAGAGGCUAUAUGGGUGCCUGACAUCAUCGUAUUCAACAUGUUGGUA